Messenger RNA from Medicago truncatula (barrel medic), 3878 nucleotides. RefSeq names its product histone-lysine N-methyltransferase ATX5. NCBI's taxonomy places the organism in Eukaryota, Viridiplantae, Streptophyta, Magnoliopsida, Fabales, Fabaceae. Gene Ontology annotation, molecular function: protein binding. Gene Ontology annotation, biological process: regulation of transcription by RNA polymerase II. The transcript has 24 exons. The record is from RefSeq and is a predicted model, not a curated record. Bases 345 to 3536 code for a protein of 1063 amino acids.
UUUUUUUGUUCCGUUUCAUAAAAAACAAAAUAACAUUAUAAUCUGUCUGAAAAACAUUUCGGAUAAAAAAAUAAAAACAAUGUUUAUGUUUUUUCUUUUGUAAACUUCUCUCUGUCUGUUUUCUGAAGCUUACUACGAACAGAUCCCUAUUUCUUCAUUUUUCUGCUCAUUCGAUCUUCACGAUCACGUUUUCUGACAUUCUCGUUUUCGAUUUCAUCUCUUUUUCUUAUAACCCUUUUGUCUCUUCUAUUAAAUUAUCAUCUCAAAAUUCGAACUUGCUUUCAACUUCAUCGAUUGCUCUGUUUCUUCAAAACUCAAUUUGCAAUUAGGGUUUAUGAGAAGGAAUGAUUAUUAAGAGGAACUUGAAAUCUCAAAUGCCGAGUUUGAAACGGUGUAAACUCGCUGACUCAGUUGGUGAUGAUGAAGAGUGUUCUUAUGCUCGUAAGAAGAAAAAAACUAACGGUUAUUAUUAUCCUUUGAAUCUUCUAGGUGAUGUUGCUGCUGGGUUAACUCCGGUGAGUUUUCAUGGUUUGUUGAGUGGUGUAUCGGAGAAGGGAUUCUCUACGUUGUGGUGCAGCCAAGUUCCGUGUUCCCCUAGUGAAGUUGAAUCGAACUCGAAGGAGGAAAUGGUUGCGGUGAAGAAGAAACGGGUUCAAAGACCACCAUUAGUGAGAACUUCGAGAGGGCGAGUUCAGGUUCUUCCUUCCCGGUUUAAUGACUCUGUUCUUGAUAAUUGGAAGAAGGAUGGUAAGACUAGCUUGCGUGAUUUUGAAGUUGAAGAUGAAUUUGAAUGCAAGAAGGACAGGGUAGUACAGAAAAUUUGCAAUGGCAAUGUUAGAAAAGGGCGAAACAAUGAGAAAAUCGGUUAUAAGCAACGUAAGUAUUCGGCAUUGUGUAGGGAUGAUGAUGUUGGUGUGAGUAUGAGGUAUAAGAGUUUUGGUAGAAGGAAGAAUUCAGUUUUGGAUGUAGAUGAAGUUGAUUUGAUGAUGUGCAGUGAUGAUGAAGUUGAUUUGAAUGAGACUAAAGGAGAGAAGAAAGAUGGGUUGUAUGGACCAGAAGAUUUUUAUGCAAGUGAUAUAGUGUGGGCCAAAGCUGGAAGGAAGGAACCUUUUUGGCCAGCUAUUGUUAUUGAUCCUUUGAAACAGGCACCUGAGCUGGUCUUGAGGUCUGUUAUAAUCGAUGCUGCCUGUGUCAUGUUUCUUGGCAAUGCAGGGAAUGAAAAUCAAAGGGACUAUGCAUGGGUGAAGCAUGGCAUGAUCUUUCCAUUUAUGGAUUAUGUCGACAGGUUUCAAGAGCAGCCUGAAUUGAGUAACUAUAGUCCCUCUGACUUCCAAAUGGCAAUAGAGGAGGCAUUUUUGGCAGACCAAGGCUUUACAGAGAAGUUGAUGGAUGAUAUAAAUGCUGCAGCUGGUGACACUGGUUAUGAUGAUACUAUUCUGAAAUCCUCCUUGCACGAAGUCCGUGGUUCAAACCAGUAUGGAGGAGCAGGAAAGCAUUUUCUUAAACAGGAUUUAUUUGAUAAGAAAGACUCAAGAUCAUGUGAAGCCUGUGGAUUGGCUCUUCCUUACAAGAUGUCAAAGAAAAUUAAGGGUUUGACUCCUAAUGGUCAACUCCUAUGUAAAACAUGUACAAGGUUAACGAAAUCCAAACAUUAUUGUGGCAUAUGCAAGAAAGUAUCAAAUCAUUCGGAUAGUGGAAGCUGGGUACGCUGUGAUGGAUGUAAAGUGUGGGUGCAUGCCGAAUGUGACAAAAUUUCUAGUAACCAUUUCAAGGAUCUUGAAACCACCGAUUAUUUCUGCCCUACGUGCAGAGGGAAGUUUGACUUUGAGUUAUCUGAUUCAGAAUACACAAAGCCAAAAGUCAAAUCGAGCAGAAACAGUGAGCAGUUAGUGCUUUCAAAUAAGGUCAAUGUUCUCUGCAAUGGUGUGGAAGGCAUAUAUUUUCCAAGCCUACACUUAGUUGUGUGCAAGUGUGGUUUUUGUGGGACAGAAAAGCAAGCGCUUAGUGAAUGGGAACGACACACAGGUUCCAAGCUAAGAGAUUGGAAAACAAGUAUUACUGUGAAAGACUCUAGGCUACCUCUGGAACAAUGGAUGCUGAAGGUUGCAGAAUGUCAUGCUAAAACUCAAGUUUCUGUCAAACCUAAAAAACCUUCUUUAAAGGAAAGGAAGCAGAAGUUGCUUACCUUCUUGAAAGAGAAGUAUGAACCUGUUUAUGCUAAGUGGACUACAGAGCGCUGUGCUGUUUGUAGAUGGGUUGAAGACUGGGACUACAAUAAAAUUAUCAUUUGCAACAGAUGUCAAAUAGCUGUUCACCAAGAAUGCUAUGGAGCAAAAAAUGUUCGAGACUUUACAUCCUGGGUCUGUAAGGCCUGUGAAACACCUGACAUCAAGCGGGAGUGUUGUCUUUGUCCUGUAAAAGGUGGUGCUCUAAAGCCAGCCGAUAUUGACACGUUAUGGGUUCAUGUCACCUGUGCUUGGUUUCGACCUGAAGUCUCGUUCGCUAGUGAUGAGAAGAUGGAACCUGCUUUGGGUAUUCUUAGUAUUCCAUCAAAUUCUUUUGUGAAGAUUUGUGUUAUUUGCAAGCAAAUACAUGGUUCGUGCACACAGUGCUGCAAAUGUUCCACUUAUUUCCAUGCCAUGUGUGCAUCAAGGGCUGGUUACCGAAUGGAGUUGCAUUGUUUGAAGAAAAAUGGAAAGCAGACUACAAAAAUGGUUUCGUAUUGUGCUUACCACAGAGCUCCAAAUCCCGACAAUGUUUUGAUUUUGCAAACCCCUCUCGGGGUAAUUUCAACCAAAAGCCUUCUUCAAAAGAGAAAAGUUGGGUCAAGGUUAAUCUCGUCUGCCAGAAUAGAGAAAGAAGAUAAUCCUAUUGAUAUCACUGAGCUUGACCCAUUCUCUGCUGCUCGGUGUCAGAUCUUUAAAAGAACAAAUCAUACCAGAAAGAGAGCAGCGGAUGAAGCCAUUUUUCAUCUAGCGAGGGGUCACUCCCACCAUCCUUUAGAUACAAUUCAGAGUUUAAAUACAUACAGAGCAGUAGUAGAGGAGCCUCAAGCUUUCGCUUCUUUCAGAGAACGCCUUUACCACUUGCAGAGGACCGAAAAUGGACGGGUUUGCUUUGGUAGAUCUGGCAUACAUGGAUGGGGCCUCUUUGCACGUAGGAAUAUUCAAGAAGGAGAAAUGGUUCUUGAAUAUCGCGGCGAACAAGUAAGGCGCAGUGUUGCUGAUCUGAGGGAAGCACGCUAUAGAGCAGAAGGGAAAGACUGCUACUUGUUUAAGAUAAGCGAAGAAGUGGUCGUAGAUGCCACCGAUAAAGGGAAUAUAGCACGGCUAAUAAAUCAUUCUUGUAUGCCAAAUUGCUAUGCAAGGAUCAUGAGUGUGGGUGAUGAUGAGAGCCGAAUUGUACUCAUCGCUAAGACGAACGUAUCUGCUGGUGAUGAGCUAACUUAUGACUACUUGUUUGAUCCUGAUGAGCCAGAUGAAUUCAAAGUCCCCUGCAUGUGUAAAGCUCCAAAUUGCCGAAAAUUCAUGAAUUAGGAAGUAUUAUAUAUACAAAAAAUGAAGAUCAUAGGACAACAAGUAUUGUUUCUUCUACAUAAGGAGCAAGCACUAACCCAUCCCCUCUUCUACAGGGGAAAUCUCUCAGUUACACUAAAGCUGUAAUUUUGUUAAAACGAGGAGAACAACAAAAGUAGGGACCAAAAGACAAAACAAAAGAAAACAAACAUAGUUUUUUGUGGUUUUCUUUUCCCUUUGGGACAUUAAUCAAAAGUCUAAUAAAGUUAUUAAGAUUUAGCAGCAUUUGGCUCUGUAAAUGUAUAAGCCGAUAUUAAUUUUAUUUUAUUUACGUAAAUUUAAUGAUAGCCAUUUUCUUCCCGA